Messenger RNA from Pseudomassariella vexata, 367 nucleotides. RefSeq lists its product as uncharacterized. Lineage: Eukaryota; Fungi; Ascomycota; Sordariomycetes; Amphisphaeriales; Pseudomassariaceae. Bases 166 to 360 code for a protein of 64 amino acids. The record is from RefSeq and is a predicted model, not a curated record. The transcript has a single exon.
ACCUAGGUACGUUUCGAAGCGCCUAGCUGAAAAGUCUUCGAGUUGUAGGAUGCACUAGCCAUAGUCUAGCCUCUGGGUUCUAGCCUGAGACGAGAACCUAACCGCGACGGCAGACGAGACGGUUGGAAUACGCAAGAUAUAUCAGGUGCCUGGCUCCACCCCAUCAUGGCAAAUCAUGGGCAUCGUGUGGCCUCCCCAAGAGAUGCAAACGCUCCGACCAGUCUGGCUGCCCAUGAUGGAGGCCAGCAAGGGGUGUUGUUUCUCCUUAGCGGGCUGGCGGAAAAUAGCAGUGCUGAACGGCCUCGCAAUGGUACUCAUAUCCAUCCGCCUCAUAAUGUGUCUGUCGGUAUCCUCGUCUAAACUCGCG